This is a messenger RNA of Prosopis cineraria, 2213 nucleotides long. Its product is annotated as protein ALTERED PHOSPHATE STARVATION RESPONSE 1-like. Bases 169 to 2136 code for a protein of 655 amino acids. The record is from RefSeq and is a predicted model, not a curated record. The transcript has 4 exons. NCBI's taxonomy places the organism in Eukaryota, Viridiplantae, Streptophyta, Magnoliopsida, Fabales, Fabaceae.
GAAGUCAAUGAUAUUGCCUUGAGUGGCAAAAUCAAAACGGCCAAUAGAACACCAUCCGUAUAUCAAGCUUCCCCCAUUAAUAAAAUUAACCCUUCAAUUCAAAUCAUAAGCCGGGCCUGGCUCCAAGUAAACUGCGACAUCUAUCCCUCAGACAAACUCGCCGGAAUUAUGGGUUGCAAUUCCUCUAGACUGGAUCGCCUCCCGGCGGUGGCUCUGUGUCGUGACCGCUGCAAAUUUCUAGAUGAAGCCCUUCGCCAAAGCUACAUCCUCGCCGAUGCUCACCUGGCACACAUGCACUCUCUCAGAACACUCGGCCCCGCUCUCUACUCUUUCUUCCGUCACCAUGAAGAUUCCGGCGACUGUGCCGACCGCAAGAUCAAAUCCAAUCCGACCAAUUCGCCUCCGCUCGUCGCUUCACCUGACCACGCCUCCUCCUCCAGUUCUGAUUCAGAUUUACUCGUCCAUUCGCAUUCUGAAUCGUCGGGAACUGAGAAUAACACAGAUAAGGACUUCCAAUUUCUUAACCCGACUCGUUAUGAUUAUCUCGACCGCGACACUGCUCCUGAUGACGUGGUUUUCAUGAAUUAUAUGCAGCCUCUGUACCCUCCUUUUUCUCCUCCCCAGCCAAACUCAAAGCCACCAUCGCCCCCUCCCCCGAGCAGCUCGGCCUGGGAUUUCUUGAACUUGUUUGAAACGUUCGAGAAAUACGACGUGCGGUACAGUCCGAGUCGUGAGAUAAAGGAGGAGAAGAGAAAAACCCAACAAGGCUCGAAGAAUGAGGCUACUGAAGCUGUAGAUGGAUCCGAUAACGGAGGGCGCAAGGCGGGCAAAGCAGAAAAUGGAGAAGCUAAAAAAGUGAAGGCUGGUUCGAGGGAGAAGGAGGAACGGGGGGCAGAAGAUAGCAGCAACUCGGCGAAAGUGAAGUCACCGAAAGGAGUGUCGGAGGUAAUGAAAGAGAUUCAGAUUCUAAUGGAGAGAGCAUCGUAUUCGGGAAGCCAGGUGUUGGAAAUGCUUGACGUCGGAAAACUCCGUUACCAUCGAAAAAUAGCCGUUAAUCCAGUUUCUUGCAAGAUGAUGCAUGUGUUUACUCCGUUAGUUUCUUCAAAGUCUCCGGCCGUUACAAGCACGGAAUCCUCACUUAUGUGUCAGAGUAAAGACGAAGGGAAUCUGCCUUCUACUUUGAAGAAGCUGUCUCUGUGGGAGAAGAAGUUGUAUGACGAAGUCAAGGUUGAAGAGAAAUUGCAUGUACUCUACGAGAAGAAAUGGAAACAGUUGAAUAGCAUGAACAAGAAAGGCAGCGAUGCCCAAAAAGUGGAUUCGCUCGAAAAUUUGAUCCAAAUUAUAUCUACAAAAAUGAAGAUUUCUAUUCAAGUAGUUGACAAAGUAUCAAAUACAAUAUGCAAAUUAAGGGAGGAAGAGUUGUGGCCGCUGAUCAACGAGUUUAUUCUCAGGUUUCUUGGAAUGUGGAAAGAGAUGCUCGAGUGUUACAGACGCCAGAAGGAGGGAAUUGAAGAAGCCAAGAGGUUAGAGGCGUGGUCAUUCAACGGAAAGCUAAUUAGCAGAGAGCAAGUAGAUGCAGCAAUAAGACUGAAGUGCGAGCUGCAGAAAUGGAACACAAGCUUCUCGGAGUGGGUUUACGCCCAAAAGUGUCACGCCAAAGCUUUAAACGGUUGGCUCCAGAGAUGGCUGCCGGACGAGGGCGGAGAAGAAACAGGGUGUCCAUCCGUGUUGGUGUUGUGUGACAAAUGGUCGCAAGCAGCGGACAGCAUGGGGGAGAAGAACGUGAUAGAAGGCGUGAAUGAGUUCAUUUCGGGAGUGAACGAGCUGUUGGAGAAGUACAUACGAGAACUUCAGCCCAGAGUAACAGCGGACAAGGAGUUGGAAAGGAGAGUGAAAUUGGCGGAGAGGCAGGAGCAGAAGAUGCACAGGGCGGUGCGAGCUCGAGAGGGAAACACCCAAGAAUCAGAAGGCGCCGUGCGUCAUGCUCUACUUUUUCAAAGUGGCACUGCCACCCUUCCCUCCGCUCUCUCCCACAUGUUUGCUGCCUUGCACCACUUCGCCGCCGUUUCUGCCUCCGCAUACCAACAACUGCUUUCCCACCACAUUCAACUCCACACCACCCACGCUCUCCAUUAGUUCUUUUCUUACUGUUCCCAUUGCAUUCUCUUCUAAUUUAACUUUCCCUUAAAAAUAAUACGCAUAUUCUUCCGUUA